UAUUACCUGUGUAAAGUCCAGGGCGGGUGUUUUUUGUCCUAUAAAUUCAUGUGAUAUGUGUCUUGACUUGUAGGAGGAGAAGAGUGACUCAUGAUAUAUAAAGGGAAGUACACUAGACUAGUGCAGCGCAACUGCAACGUGCUACUUGCCGGUGUACAGUAAGCGAGCGUGUGAAUAAAAACACCCCCACUCUUUAAACGGAUACCUGCAUUAACGCUAAAACAAAGGGGGAAUUAUAAAUGCAAUAUAUUAUAAACAAGCUAUUCAUUCUGUACGCGACAUUAAAACAAACAAACAAACUACUGGAACAGUAGUUACAAGACAUUUAGGAAUUAUACGUUUUCAAGUUAACACACUGCGGUGAUAGAUUUCAUAUAUUAGUAAAUAAACAAUGCAACGCUUUCCACGCUUUAACGAAGGGCUCCAGAGUGAUAUUCGGAUUUCAAAUUUAACAGGCUUGGAACACGACUGGACUGGGGUCUAUGAUGCUGUACGAUGGAUCCAGUUUAUCAUGGCUAUUUUAAGUAUCUUAGGUUCAGGCUCUAUCAUUACUUAUGCGGCAUUCCAGAAUUUAAUCAAGACUCCAGAGAUCCGGCCUCUCUUCUACCUCAGCUUCACUGACCUGCUGCUGGGGGUCAGCUGGCUGGUUGGAGCUGUGUUGUACAGAGAACCUCUGGGCAGUCAGAACAUCGCCUGCUACAACCUGCAAUCCACAGGACAGAUAUUCUACGUAUCUUCCUUCUUCUACACUAUAAACUACACCUGGGUCCUGUACACAGAUUUAAAGGAGAAGUACAACAGGACAGUGAAUGGUUUCUCUCAAGUGGGUUCAAAUCAUGCAUACCGAGUCAGCAGGAUCGUGACAAUUUUAUCAGGUGUGAUCCCUGUUCUCCUCAUGGCUCCUGUGUUCUGGGGUGGAAAUGUUGCAAAGUGCUACCAGAACUUCAGCCAGCCCUACAAAUGUCUUCUGAUGCACACUGGGACCCUGGAGCCGGACACAGGCUACAGUGAAGGUGACACCAAGGUCUGCCACGCCAUGCAUUACUACGGCAUCGGUGUCUUCCUGCUGACUUUCUUCUGCACGUUCACAGGCAUCGUGGUUUUGCUGGUGAAAGCUCGCUCACUGUACAAGCGCUUUGUGAACUCCAGCGGGUUUCUGGGAGACCAGCAGUGGGGGAACAUCAGAGUGAUCGAGCGCAGGGUCAUCCUCUACCCCACCGCCUUCUUCUGCUGCUGGGGUCCAGCGAUUGUUCUUGCGACAGUGAAGCUGUUUAACCCAACUGGCCAGGAGAAGUUCUAUGUGGUCCUCUACAUCCUGCAGGCGUUCACGUCGGCUUCACAGGGCAUCCUGAACUGCUUUGUGUAUGGCUUCACGCAGCACAUGUUCCACUUCAUGAAGAAAAAGACGUCCCGGGACGUCGACACCCAGACCCCGUUACUGCGGUCCCAGAAGAAAUGCUACGCCUCUCGGCACUCCAUCAGCACAGGCACCUCCCUGAUGACAGGCUAGACAAUGUGGCCCUCGUUUACCCAAUGAGGGUCAGCAACGAUCAGCGAUGAUGCGUAGAUUCUGGAAUCUUCAGCAUCAUUCCAACUAGAUAAGUGCACAAAGGUGGACAGAAUGUCCUGUUAUAGGGUGGUUCUGUACCCCUGAAAGGUUCCCCUGCAUUUUGGGUUAGAUUAACUGAGCAUUUACCCCAGUGCAUAAUUUGCACCAGUUUAUUGUAAAAUACAAUGUUAACGUUGCUAAACCCAGAGUGCUAUUUUACAAGCUGUCACAUACACCUUAUUUGUUUUGCUUGUAUUAUUUCAUUACUGUGUUAUUUUUUGAACAACGCAGUAAGGAUGCGUGUUUUUUUGUUGUUACAAGAAUUGUGCAGACUUUAGAGUGAAGUAAAUGCUUAGUGGAUUUGGUACUUUGUGUUUGAUACCAGAAGAACUGAAUGGGAAAGCAAGCUAUUAAACAUGUAUGUAACUUGUUUCUGAAAAUGAUAUUAAGACCACACCACCAUCCCACCAUAAAAUGUCUUGAAGGACAGCUUGCUUUGUAAGUUACAUCAAUGGGAUCAUUCAGGAAAACACAGCAGUAUCACAUCCUAGUACUUCCUUUCACAGCCUUCUGCAUUAGACAGCACUUCAGCUUCGUACCGCGGUGUCCUCAGUUAUUAUCAACAUCAGUUCAUGGGCGGUAAAUCAUUCUACGUUGGGGCUGUGGUGUCCCCAAUACUCUGAACACUACACAGUACAGAUGGUUCCGUUGAAGGAAUCAGUUUUCUAUGUACAUUGCUUUGUAUGCAUUGACAUUAUUUCUUGUCUUUUUUAAUGCAAAAUAGUCCUCUUGCUGUUGUUGUUUUAUUAUUAUUGUUAAUAAUAUGUCAUUAUUAUUAUAACUGGAAAGGGUAACUGAGUUUGGAUACAGAAUGCAGGUACACUAACUACAUUGCAGCUAGUCUUACUCUGUCUUUGCAAUAUGCAAUUCAAGUACUUACAACAAAAUUAAACUAUCAAGAAAAUAACUUAAAUAUAUGUUAAUCAUGUGUUACAUGCAUGUACUAAAUAUUAAUAACUACCGUCAAACUGUAUGUAGUUUGUAACAUGUAUUUUGCAGUGUAUCUGUGUUUUUUGAGUAUUUCUUCUAAAGUAGGAUUAAAAAGAUUUGAGAAUA
Acipenser ruthenus (sterlet) is the source of this 2665-nucleotide messenger RNA. Its product is annotated as transmembrane protein 116-like. Lineage: Eukaryota; Metazoa; Chordata; Actinopteri; Acipenseriformes; Acipenseridae. Gene Ontology annotation, biological process: adenylate cyclase-activating G protein-coupled receptor signaling pathway. The record is from RefSeq and is a predicted model, not a curated record. The transcript is spliced from 11 exons. Gene Ontology annotation, cellular component: plasma membrane. Bases 392 to 1510 code for a protein of 372 amino acids. Gene Ontology annotation, molecular function: G protein-coupled receptor activity.